Messenger RNA from Eremomyces bilateralis CBS 781.70, 742 nucleotides. RefSeq lists its product as uncharacterized. The record is from RefSeq and is a predicted model, not a curated record. NCBI's taxonomy places the organism in Eukaryota, Fungi, Ascomycota, Dothideomycetes, Eremomycetales, Eremomycetaceae. The transcript has a single exon. Bases 82 to 462 code for a protein of 126 amino acids.
CCGGCGCUUAUUCGUUGAAGUUCGAAUUAUCCAAUUUAUAUUCGCGAUUCGGACAUUAUUAAAUAUCGGUUAUAUAACUACAUGAGGAUCAUGUUUUGGUGUUGUGGAUGUAUUGGUACAGGUAAUUGUCGUGGUUUCAGAAUGUCCCAUUGUAUCGUGCUGCGAUCAUUGUAUGCGACAUUCCUGGAGUGCGUCGACACUUCGACAGCAUAUCAUACCAGAAGUUACCGUACCUCGUUUGGUCUCUCCAGUUCCCGUUCCUUACCUCUAUCUCGACCACCGGCUCUGCUUAUACCAUCCGUUCCUCUUCCUCGAUGCCAUUGUCACCCAAAGCCAGAACACACAAGGCUCAGUGUCCUGACUCCUGUCCUGAACCUCGCGCUCGGUCACGUCCCUGGUCCUGCGGCGAAACCUCUGCCCGUUGCUCCUGUACGACAUCCCCCAACCCUCAAAGAAAUUUGACAUCUGCUGCUUUCUGGCUUGCAAUUUUGUGAAAAAUCUUCCUUUUUCCCAAGCGGUCCCUAUACAUAGUCGCAUGCGGUGGAAAGCCAGCAACAGAGAGGGGUCCGGACCACCGCGGUCGGACCGUGGAGAAACGACAGCAACGUGUUCGGGUUGGAGGACGCCUUAACAGACCGGAAUUGGAAUGUCUUAGAAGUUGGAAUUGGAGAAAUGCGUGGUGGGGGUCAGAUGGAUUCGGUCCUGCAACGGUUUAGUUUGAGGAAGAGACGGCGAAUCUCUC